Molecule: messenger RNA, 648 nt
Organism: Adineta steineri
Lineage: Eukaryota; Metazoa; Rotifera; Eurotatoria; Adinetida; Adinetidae
Source: the annotation of a GenBank genome assembly
AUGGCUGCUGUAAUUCGAGAGAAUAUUGACAAUGUCAAGAAUAAACUCGAUCCAUAUUUACAUAGUGAACAAAUUGAUUCAUAUUUGAAACCUGUCGAAGAGAAAAUACGUUUAGAACGUUCACUAAUUGUUCUUGGUCUGUUUCCUAUUGUUAUCAUCUAUAUGAUCUUUGGUGGAUGCAAUGAUUUUGUUUGCAAUUUUAUUGGUAUUCUCUACCCCAUAUGUGCUUCAUUAUCAAUUGUUAAAUCAUCAGAAACAAAUUAUGCUAAAGAAAAAGAAUUGCUCAUUUAUUGGAUUGUUUACUCAUCACUGAUUUCUAUUGAGUAUAUUGGAUAUAAUCAAUUUCAUGCAUUACGUAUUUAUUGGCUUGUUAAAUUGAUUUUUCUUAUCUGGUUUAUAAACUAUGGUGCUGCUAAAGCCAAGAAAUUACUUGAACUUGUAGCUCUUGUAAGACUUUAUCAAAAAGAAGUGGAACAAGAAGAAAAUGAAGAAAAGGACAGCAAGUCAAAACGUGCCAAACGUAUUGAAGAAGAGAUGAUGGCUGAAUAUGAAGAAUCAUCAAAAGUGUCUGUAGUUGGUGUCACAUUCGCUGAUGAAGAUAUGAUACUCGUGUCUAAUGUAUUGAAAAAACUCGACGUAAGAAAAUAA